This is a messenger RNA of Ochlerotatus camptorhynchus, 309 nucleotides long. RefSeq lists its product as uncharacterized. The transcript is spliced from 2 exons. The record is from RefSeq and is a predicted model, not a curated record. Lineage: Eukaryota; Metazoa; Arthropoda; Insecta; Diptera; Culicidae. The coding region runs from base 25 to 309 and encodes 94 amino acids.
CAUCCAGCCACACCCCCAUCCAAUAUGUUCUGCAAAUUUGCAAUUGUCAUUGUUCUGGCCUUCGUAGCCAUCCACGCAGCUCCGCAAAUGCCAGGCGGUGUACCAGCUGUUCCGGCCAUGAAUGGCACCGUACCUGAGAUGCCAUCUACGCCGGAGAUGCCUUCGACUCCGGAAAUGCCGUCGACUCCGGAAAUGCCUUCCACCCCAGAAAUGCCAGCCGGUGGAGCACCGGGAGCGGAAAAUGCCACCAUGCCCAACCUGCCGAACCGCAUCACCAACCGCAUCACGAACAGUGUCAACAGGAGCUAG